Cladocopium goreaui is the source of this 1671-nucleotide messenger RNA. The record is from the annotation of a GenBank genome assembly. Lineage: Eukaryota; Dinophyceae; Suessiales; Symbiodiniaceae.
AUGUCGGUGCCCUUUCAUUACACUCAACUGACAUCGCAAGAGUUUUUGGCCUAUAUUCAGACAUCUUGGUUGGAGCGUUUCCAGCAGCACUGUGCUGCACGUCGUCUCAGCAGCAGUCGUCGGACAGCGGAGCGUUACGCUCUGAUGACUGCUUUGGACAAGGAGGAGGAUCUGGAAGACGACUCGGCCCCGCCCGUCAUAGAAGGACACGAGGUCGAUGAUGAUUUGCUACUGCAAGAAGAGUUGGGCAAUUUGGAACGUACGCAGUGGCUGGUGGAUGGAGAAGCGCUGCACGAAGCUAUGUUUCGGGAACAAGAUUGGGUGAAGGACACGUUGCAGCGUGUCCGUGACUUUGUGAAUGGUUUGGGAGGUGUUCCGGAUGCGAGAAUUGAUUUGGGAAUCAAAGGCAACGCGGUCAGUGGAUUGGAGCGUAAAUGGACGCUCACGGAAGCCCAAAGGUCUUUGAUGCUGCAGAAGCAAUACUUAGCAUUUUGUGUUGGAGGUGGUGAAGAGGAUGAUGAGAUGAUGGCAGAUCAUGUUUUUCAGCCUUUGCCAGAGACGGAAGAUGCUUUUUUGGUGGAGCUGAACCAGAGGAAGGUGGGUCCGAGCGAUUACGCUUCUGCUUUGCUUGUCGAGCACAGUUUGAAUCGGCAACAGAUUUUGGCGAUCGCGCCCAUUGCUUGGGUGAUGGAACGGAUGUGGCUCAACCGGAGCAAUCCGGACAAUUGCAUUGCGGAUGGUGCCUGCAAGGUAAGGUGCAAUCAGUGCAAUUGUCUUUGGCUGGGAGCUGGUGGCUCCGGAAAGACGUCUGCAUACAGCAAGGACGGUUAUGUUGCUGGUGCUCCAACUCAUGCUGCUGUUCGCCUCCUGGGGCCUGAGGCCAAAACUUUGCACAAGUGGGCCAAUGUGCACAAGAGCAGCAGCUUGGAUCGCCGUUCCUUGCGUUCGGCAAAAAGCAAGGGCAGCCCCAUCGAAAAGAAGAUCGAAGGCAUCAUGGCUAUGCUGUUGGACGAGUUGUCGAUGGUGCCCGCGGAUGUUUAUCAUGCUGCUUCGCUUCGAUUUGCAACUGUUCGACAAUCCCGACUGAUGCUUGACAUGGGUGACUACUUGAAGCAGUGGUUUGGGAAGGUGCCCAUUGGAGUGCAAGUCGCUGACUUUCUACAACUGCGACCCACUGCGCAAUCGUCCUUGUGCAAAUGGCUGGAUGCGCCACGAGCUACUGAUCCUGCGGCGCCUCAAGACCAAAGUGACACUGAAGAGCCCAUGGAGAACGAGGCGACUCAACGCACCAGCAAUGCCUCAGAACUUGGGCGGAUUGCGUUCAAGGAAUCAUUGCAACGAGUUGUGCACUUUGCUGGAUCAGGAGUGUGCAUCUGGACAGCAGCUUGCGAACAUCUGGAGGAUGAAUUGUGGGAAGCUUUGGAAUCUCGAGUGAUCAGCCGAGAGCAACUUCUGUCUGACAGUUCCUUGCGCGCAAGGUUGUUGAAUGCUCACUGGGGCGGCCUUGCGUGGGAACAGGUUGCUCGUUUACAGCAUUUGCGUGUGGCUUGGGAAGCUCAACAGAGGUCCACAACUCUUUUCUUGGUGCAAGCCAUUGAUCGCGCCUCGGGGCCCACAGAGUUGACAAGGGAGCAGAGCCUGAAGGCAUUUUCAGGUUGUGAACAUGACUAG